UGCUCCUGAGCUGCCGACAAAUAAAGGUCUAUAAUCUCAGCAUCAUCAUAGAGAUUUGCCAGAAUGGAGAUUUUAUGUUUUGUUGAAGCUCUUCUCCUGAUUUUAGCAGCUCUUGUACAGGAUCACUCGAGCACAGCAGCAGAUGGACAGAGUUUUCCUCUGGACAUGGCGCUGAGUUCAGUGGAUGAUCAAUAUGAGGGCUGUUCUGCAGAAAUGGCGACUCUGGUGAAGACCGAAUUUCUGGAGAAGGAAAGAUCUGCAUCUGCUAACUUUAAUAAAGCCUGGCAAGAAGCUGAAGAGAACUCUGUGAAGCCAGAGGACAACCUAACGAGGAAUCAUUCCAUCGCCAUUCACAUCUACACCAAUAAAGAUGCAAAGGUGUACAGUUCAUUAAACAGCGCGACACGUACCGGCAAGCACGCGUACACCGACGGGACGUUUGCAUGGCACUCACUUCACUUCCUGCUAACAGACGCCAUACAGAUCCUCAAGAAAACCCAAGAUUCAUGCUAUCUAGCUUAUCGGGGCACCAGUGACAAAUUUGAGCUAAAGUCUGAAGAGGUCCGCUUGGGCUCAUUUGCGUCCUCUUCUCUGGACCGAGCGGUCAUUCAGGAGUUUGGAAAUACCUCUUGUUUUGAGAUCUACACGUGUGAAGGGGCUGAUCUGACCAAAUACUCAAAGUAUCCUGAGGAGAAAGAGGUGCUGAUUCCUCCGUACGAGAGGUUUCGAGUCGUGGCUGUGAGGAACCAGACGCAUGAGGAGGAUCUGUGGUGUGAAACUGUGUUUGUGCUGAACAGCAGCAGCUCCAUGAGUGACCUGAACUGUGCUUUAUUCAACAGCGGACACCACACUGCCUUCUGUAAGCUGCUAUUAAUAGUGCUAAUCUUAUUUUACGUAGUGUUUACAUGCUAACUGCUUAAUAUGAGAUUAAUUAAUUUGGUCCUGCUUUAUAUUAAGUGGUCUACUACACUUUAAGGUAAUUAACAGCUCUGUAUUUUGUUAUUCACAAAUGUUUUUGGUUUGUUUACGGUUGUGAAUUGCAUUAUGGGAUGUUGAUCUCUGCUUUGUCCACUUUUAAUGUUUAAUUGAACAGUUUAUCAAUGACUCUUACUGAGAUUGUUGUACUUUUGAAAUUAUAAAAUGUAUAAUAAAUCAUAUUUAGAGAAAUAAA
Danio rerio (zebrafish) is the source of this 1171-nucleotide messenger RNA. RefSeq names its product ADP-ribosyltransferase 4 (inactive) (Dombrock blood group) (gene art4). Lineage: Eukaryota; Metazoa; Chordata; Actinopteri; Cypriniformes; Danionidae. The record is from RefSeq and is marked validated. Gene Ontology annotation, molecular function: NAD+-protein-arginine ADP-ribosyltransferase activity.